This is a messenger RNA of Penicillium expansum, 2835 nucleotides long. RefSeq names its product Amidase. The transcript has 7 exons. Gene Ontology annotation, molecular function: oxidoreductase activity. The coding region runs from base 1 to 2835 and encodes 944 amino acids. The record is from RefSeq and is a predicted model, not a curated record. NCBI's taxonomy places the organism in Eukaryota, Fungi, Ascomycota, Eurotiomycetes, Eurotiales, Aspergillaceae.
AUGUCUUCUCUUUUUACUGAUAGCUUGUUCGGGGUGAAGGGGUAUGUAGCAGUUGUGACAGGAGGCAGCAGUGGCCUCGGCUUUAUGAUUGCGAGAGGACUUGUGAGAAACGGCGCCAAAGUGUACAUCGUUGCUUUACCAAGUGAACCCAUUGAAAAAAAGGUCGCGGAGCUCAACGAACUCGGCAAGGAAUUUGGAGGCUCUGCGCAUGGAAUCCCCUGCGAUGUUUCCGACAAGCAAGCUAUCCAAGAUCUCGCCACUCAGGUCGGCCAGCAAGAAAGGCAUGUUGACAUGCUCAUUUCUAACGCUGGCAUAAGACGAGACCCACCUGUCCAAUGUAAUGUCUUGGAGGCAUCUUUGUCCGAACUGCAGGCUUCCAUGUGGUCAUCACGACACUCGGACUGGGCCGACACAUUUUGCGUCAACACAACUGCCCACUACUUCCUUUCCGUGGCUUUUCUCCCAUUACUGGAAGCAGCCUCGCGGCUUGAACUACCCGGUGGCCGGGUCGGUCGAAGCGAGGGUCGCGGAGUGGUGGUUAUGACCAGCUCAUGCGCAAGUAUGCAUAAUGCGACAAACGUGGACCUGACGAGUUAUGCUACGAGCAAGGCCGCAACUGAUCACUUAGUCAAGCUAUUAGCAGCCAAGUUCAGCCGCUUUUAUGUACGAGUUGUGGGAAUUAACCCAGGCUUUGUUCCAAGCAACAUGAACCCCGUUGGGGAGGAAGGGAACCUCUUCAGCGCCCUUUUCGACAGAGUCCCUGCCAAGAGAGCAGGAAUCGAGGACGACAUUGCUGGUACUAUCUUGUACCUCGUCAGUCGCGCGGGAGCGUACGUGGAUGGAAUAUCGCUUUGUGUUGACGGAGGCCGUAUUCUGCUUGCCAAUGAUGUCUCGAUAUCUCGAUAUCUGGGAGGGUGGGCCCAUCUGACGGCAUUGUUCCAUCGGAUCGACCGACACACCCAAGAUAUCAUAAUGAUACACCACUCCACUCAGAGAUACUCGAGGCUAUUACUAAAACGGGAGCGAAAAUACAUUAAAAUAUUGCACCUCUUCUCCCUCCUCUGGGAAGCCAUCACCACAAUGUCUAUCGUAUCGAUCUCAGAUGGUGUGGGCUCCAAAAUAAAUGAAAAAUCCCUAAGGUCUUUCGCAGCCCAGCUUCAUAUUGAGACCCUGGAUGAUAAGGAUGCUGAGGAUUACCUUACUUUGUUGAGGUCGCUUGAAGCAGUCCUGAGAAGCAUCGACAAUGCGACCGACUAUAUUGCACCAGAUCUGCUUCCUCAAACAACGCUAGAACAUCGCAAUUUUUGGAAACCAGCACCUGAAAAUAACCCCUUCAACGGCUGGAGUCACCAAUGUGAUAUAAGAUCCGCGGUUCCAACACGCAACCUAUUGGGUGGACGUACCGUUGCCAUCAAGGAUAGCAUAUAUGUCGGAGGACUACCGACAACCCUUGGCGUUCCCCAGUCACUAUUCGCUCAGGGGAACGAAUACCCCAUCUCCCCUAUUGACGCUGUCGUGGUCUCGCGGAUUCUUGGAGCCGGGGGCAUCAUCAAGGGGACAUCAACCUGCGAAAGCUUUUGUGCGUCACCCUUGUCCUUCACUUCGGCGACAGGAACAGUCCAUAAUCCGCUCUUGUAUAAUCAUACGGCUGGUGGAAGCAGCAGCGGCUCUGCGGUUCUCGUUGCAGCUCAUCGCCUGGCAUCAAGAAGCGGCUCGUCAAUGGGCCAAACGGUGGAGUUGGCUAUUGGCACAGACCAGGCCGGGUCAGUGCGGAUCCCGGCCUCUUACAAUGGCCUGUACGGGUUGAAGCCCACCUUCGGUCUAGUUCCCUACACUGGUGCGGGGUCUAUGUCGCCCAUGAUCGACCACUUGGGCCCGCUGGCGGCCAAGCUUGAAGAUAUCGCCGUGCUGUUAGAGGUCAUGGCAGGGUACGAUGGCUACGACCCACGGAUGACCCCUGAAUCACCAUUAGUACAUCAGGUGAAGCCUUACGUAGAACUGCUGCUUCAGACGAGGCAAGAAAUUCACUCUACAUCAAGACCUGGUCACAAACUUAGAAUUGGCCUGUUGAAGGAAUCUUUCCACAUGCCCGGGGUUGCUGCCGACGUGCGCGAUAUUGUCUACCAGGCAGCAAAACGAUACUUCGAAGCUGUUGGAGCCUCUGUCAUCGAGGUAUCGAUUCCAAUGCACCAGCAAGGUCCAGCAAUCUGGACUGCAGCAACUAGACCAUCUAUGUCUAGUUACCUGUGCCAGGGCAACCCCUCUGGCCACCUUUCCUUCCUGUCACCGCAUGCGCAGAUCAAAUGGCCUCCAUCCCAGGAGACAUACGACACGCUGACAUGCACCAACCCAGCUGUAGUCAACAUCAUGCUGAGCGAGAAGUUCGCUCGGGAGUCUUCCAAGGCAGGGUUGGAGGCCAAGGCCCAUCGCAUGGUAUUUGCGCUCAGAGCUGCCUACGAUUCCGCUCUUGAGCAUGUUGAUAUCCUCGUCACGCCUUGUGCGCCCACAGUCGCAAUGCCUCACCCAGAUCCAAACGGUCCCGACGGGAGAAGGGCCUCGGUGCUGGAUAGACUUGGUGUUGCCGUUGGAUUGACCAGCAAUACUUGCCCCUUUAAUGUUACUGGCCAUCCCGGGUUGAAUGUCCCUUGUGGCUUCUCCACGGCCGAGGGCCAUCCAGAUGUCCCUCUGCCUGUAGGUAUGCAGAUUGUUACAAAGCGUUGGGCUGAUGAACGGCUUAUUGAGGCUGCAGCUUUGUUUGAACGGGGCCGAGAGAUAUUGGAGAGCAAGGUGGAUGGACUCAGUCCUAAAGGGGACUGUUGCGAUAGUAGUAGAUAA